Symbiodinium necroappetens is the source of this 471-nucleotide messenger RNA. The record is from the annotation of a GenBank genome assembly. Lineage: Eukaryota; Dinophyceae; Suessiales; Symbiodiniaceae.
AUGAGUGCCGAGGAGGAGGACGUCCCCUUGGUCGUAGUCCGUUCAGCCCGCGAGCUUUGGUGGGAGGACGUUGCCAACCAGCCGGGCCCCUUGGAGUCAGUCUACAAGAGGUUGGAGCAGCUGCCGCGGGGGCAAGAGGUACAAGCCCUGGAAGCAGCUUUGAGUGCCAAAGAUGCAGGGACGGAGGCUGAGAGCAUUCGCCUCUUCCGGACGGUGCUCGCCAAACGUCCAGAAAAAACCAUUGCGGUGGUGACACACUGGGGCGUAAUCAACGCUCUUUGUCGUCAAAGCGCCGACAACUGCGAGAUGAUGGAAUGCAAUUGCGAUGGGAAGGGCGACCUCACCUUUGUCCGACAAUUGGCACAGAGAAGUCGACGCAGCGCUUGUGGCUUGUUUCUCCCUCGCGCUGACUCUCCCUCUCUCGCUCACUUCAAUGCUCAUGGCUCAUUGGCGAGUGCUGGGAUCUGCUGA